UCUCACUCAUUUAUUUUAAUUAAAGUGUUUUUUAUUUUAUUUUAAAAAUAUGUUAUUGAAAUAAUUAGAAAGGAUGCACGAGGACAAACUUUAACAGGAGAUUUUUUUUUCAUCUUCAGAGAAUAAAAACAGCUCAGGAUUAUUCUGCUCAGCGCCAUUUUUAUUUUUAUUCAUAAAAAAAGAAGAUUUUUUUGUAUAAAUUAUCACGGUGGGAUUAUCAACCUUUACAGAGGACACAGAGAGGGGGUCACAGCUGAUCCGGAUCAGCAGGAUGGAGGUGAACGCUCGGGUUGACCCAGGUCAGGAGGAGUCGAACCGGGCCGGGCCGUCCCCACCUCAGCCUCCCGGACCUCCGCAGACCCACCGGGUCACCAACUUCUACAUAGACAACAUCCUGAGGCCCGACUUCGGCCGGCAGAAGAAGGAUGGGACCGUGGUCCGGGAGGGGGGCAGUCUUGGACGGUUGAUACGGAGACAAGAGACAAAGUCCUCCAAAAACGCGCAGCGAGUGGAAGAUCGGGACCAGGACCGGGACCAGGACCGGGACACAGGGUCAUCAGAGGAGCAGCAGGCGGACUGUGAGGCCCGCAGGCCGGAGCUGAGGGCCGGGGAGGAUGCUGAGAGGACCCAGGGGGACAAACAGAUGCUGUGGCCGGCCUGGGUCUAUUGUACCCGGUACUCCGACCGGCCGUCCUCAGGACCCAGAUCCCGGAAACCAAAGCGGGCCCCGGCUCCAAGCAAGGAUGACAAGCGGCCCCGCACGGCCUUCACGGCGGAGCAACUGCUCCGGUUAAAGGCGGAGUUCCAGAAGAACCGGUACCUGACGGAGCAGCGGAGGCAGAGUCUGUCCCGGGAUCUCGGCCUGAACGAGUCCCAGAUUAAGAUCUGGUUCCAGAACAAGCGCGCCAAGAUCAAGAAGACUUGUGGGAACAAGAACGCUCUGGCGCAGCACCUGAUGGAGCAGGGACUCUACAACCACUCCACCAGCGCAAGAGACGACGAGGCCGACAGCGACUAGACAAAUAACCAGACUAAGACCCCUAUCAACCUCCUCAGAACCAGCAUCAUAUUUAAGACUGUGUGUGUGUGUGUGUGUGUGUGUGUGUGUGUGUGUGUGUGUGUGUGUGUGUGUGUAUGACAAGCAGAUUUAACAUUUAAUAGGUAGACAGAAUAUUCAUUGGAGAUAUCUGUGUGUCAGUUCUUCCUCAUCACAAUGAACAUUUCAGAUAUCCACAAUGACAGUCUCCCAAUAGGGUGAAUGACGUCACUUUUACCAUUCACAUGUUUUGCUUUCAAUUUCAGAAAUCUACAACAUCAUUCUUCCUAUCCACAAUGAAAAAUCAAGAUAGUAGAGUUCUUCCUUGGAAAAACUCUCAUUUCACAUAAACCAAUCACUUCUAAUUGUUUUUUUUUAAUGUCAGAUGUCCAAAAUGAAAAAUUAUUCCAGAUGCCUGUCCAUAAUUAGUUGUAAUUAUCCUGAAUUAUAAUCACAAUAUUCACAACAAUAUUGUAACUAAAUCUCUUUGGCCAUUCAUGCAUCAGUUUCACGUCAUUCUUCGUAUUCUACGGAAGCCCUCAGCAGACAUCCAUUAAUAUAUUUGAUUACUUUGCUUUACAUUAAUAAAGAGUAUGCUACAUUUUCUAGAUAUGUCGACUUUUUAAAAGUGUCUUUAUCUUGAGAUAAUGAGAUGAAAAAGUUGAGGUCUCGAGAAAACAACCUAAAAUGACUCGUCAUCACGUGGUAACGUGUACAAUCAAAUGUAUAGAUUGUGUCCGCAGAGGGCUUCCAUACUAUCCACAACAAUCAAGAUAUCUGACUUCUUCAAAGGAAAAACUCCCAUUUCAGAUAUCAGCAACUGUUUUAAUAUUUGUAAUUAAUGAUAUUCAAAAUUACAUUAUGGAUAUCUGGAAUGAUUUUUAACUUUGCACAUCUGACAUAGAAAUCAAUACAAGAAAUAUGGAUGGUAAAAGUGACAUAAUUAGUCUGAGGAGAAAUGACGUUGUGGAUAUUUGAUAUUACAAUUGUGGAUAGCGGGAAUGUGAUUGUGAAUAUCUUUAAAUACAAUUCAUACCAGUGAGAUUACAGUUUUGACUAGGAGAAAUGCUAUUACGGAUAUAUAUAAUAUUAUUAGUGAUAGGAUGGUGUUUACUUUAAUGUUUAAAAUGGCUUGCCAUAAGAAAAACCCCCACUGAGAAACCGAACCCCGGGGGCAGCAACAAAAACCUCCUCAGAAACCAGCGUCCAUAUUUAAGACUGCGUGUUUGUGUGUAUGUGUGUGUGUGUCCUCAGGGCUGUAGAUGACGACGUCACUCACAGAUGGUCAGAGUUCACCUGUUGUAAACUGAGCUCUCUCAGGUUUAAGUCAUCACACCUCUUCACGUCACUUGUUAGCGUGUAGCCUGAUGUUAGCAUGUGUUAGCUUCUAGUUAAAGGCCUCAUUCACUCACUGAGGGUCCGCUGCUAAAAACUUUAAUUAUCUGUCGUAAAAAUGUUAAAUGUUAAACUCAGCCUUAAAUUAAAGAGCAAUACGUGCCUCUCAGGUACAGAAGCCCGAACAGAACACACAUCCAUACAUCUUAUUUUACUCAUUUUUUCCGUGAUAAUACAUACGUUUCAAUUGUUUUCUCAGUAUCUCAAAUUAUGUAUCUUGUUAUCUUGGAAUAACAAUGCUGUUUUUUCACCUGGCUACAACUUAAAUUAUGAGAAAUGAAUUUGUUAUCACGGGUAAACUGAGUUUAAAAGAGAAGUGUAUUGAUGCAUAUCAUCUUAAGGAUUCCGUACAUGUCAGAUGUUAAAGUGGUUGAAAAACAAAUCAGGGGCAUUUUCUGUUUAAAAAAGAAAUGUAGAUUAGACAGAAAUUUUAUUUUGAAAAUGAGACACGUCAAAUGAUCACAUGUCGAAAAAAACAAACGAUGGCAUUUAAACUCAAAGUGUAGAAACAGCAGGUUCACGACCCCAUGAACAGUCUGAAGUGCAGAGUGAUCAGGUCCAGUGUGGGGUCAGAAUCACAUCAAGAGCAGCCCUGGACUUUAUGUAAGCGGAUGUUUACAGAGAGCUGCUGCUUGAAGCGAAACACCAAUAAGAGUGUUCCCAUUUGAAGUUGUGAGCGGACACGCAGAGACCGAGAGGAGCAGCUGACUGAGGACAAACACAGACUGAUAAAAGCUCAGAUGGACGAAUAACUCUUCACAUUUAUCAGUGAUGUUUUUUUUUUUAAGUGGAGACACAGUGGUCACCCACUCUGCAGCCCUGAAGUGUCUGAUCAACUUUAUCGAUGAUGAAAAGCUGAAAUCCAAAGAUUUACCUGCUGCAUUCUGAGUACACAGCCUCCAGUGUGUGUGUGUGUGUGUGUGUGUGUGUGUGUGUGUGUGUGUGGGCACCUGCAGGCGUGGGCGUGGGAGGGAAAUGUUGGACUGACUCCUUGCUAAGUCAUAACAGUCUUUUAAAAUUGGCUUAAUAAGUAAGCAAUGAUAACUGUAAAUACCUUUUACAGGCUUAAUAAGGAUUUCAAUGCUAAAUGAUGCACAUAGUUCAAGUCAUUGUUUUUGUUUAAUUCAAUCUGCAAAACAUUUUUUAGGGUGUAACACAAAGUUAACGUAGUCAUGAUAGAAGAAUCUAUUGACUAAGAUUGUAAAAAUCAAAAGACAUCAAUACCUAUAAAUAAAAGAAGACACCACUAUCAGGUCAUUUUUUUUGUCUUUAAUUACUAAAAAUUGCAACAAAUUCCUGCACAUUGUCUGAAUUGCACAAUUACGUUGACAGUGUAUUUGUGCAACUUCUUGUCUUACACACUUUAAAGGGUCCCUACUUUUGUUGUAUUAUAAAAAAUGUGUGUUUCCAAAAAGAACUGAAGGAGAACCAUUUUGACAUCCUUCAUUUGAGUCGUUUAAUGGGUCAUUUGUGUCAGGGAAACAUGGGUAUAGUAAUAUCUCAAGGCUGGCUGAGGCUGUGGUGGAGGAGGGCCAAUGUGAGGUCUUUUAAUGGGGGAACAUAAAUCCUGAAGACGCCCCUGCCUGCAGGUCCGCAGGUGUGUAGAUGUGGGAGGUACAGACACGUUCAUGUCGAACAGUCUGUGAUUGGCUGCUGUUCGUGUUUGUGUGUGUGUCAAGGUGUGUAUGUGUGUGAACAGAAUUUAGUUAUGAAUUGUUUCUUUAGAUUUUCUAAAAACAAAGAAAAAAAUUCUCCCCGCAUUCAGGAUUUGAAUUGAAUUAUUCUGAUUUUUGUGCUGAAAGAAAACAAAUGUUCGUUUUGUGUUAUUGUUUUUUUUUCUCCGAGUCUGCCGACAGCUCCGAUUCUAAAGAUGUCUGUCAAAAUAAAGAAAAAAAUCGGACUAUCAACUUCAAAACUUUGUGCCUAAAACACGUUCAGAAACACACACACAUGCACGUCCUUUCAUUAUGAUCCGAGAGUCUGCGGACUGAGCCCCGCACGGCUCGGCCCCGCACGGCUCGGCCCCGCACAGCUCUGUAAAGACUGUCAUGUUGUCGUGAAUGUUCCAGAAAACAGUCCCGCUGUUGUUGUUUUUUUUUUAUUUAUGAAACAUGUGGACUGUUAACAGUUUAAAUUAUUUUUUUCCCCUGCAGUUUCUGAUGUGUUUGAACGCAGCAUGUGGCGGCCUGUGCGGGUCUGAAAGAUCUUUAUGUUUCUGUGUUUUGUUUUUUUAUCAGAUAUGCCUUAACACACACAAACAGACACACACACAAAGGGUCCCUGAGCAGCUGAUUUUAUAUCCUUUAUAAUGUUUAAUAUACUGAGCAGCUAACGGUCUGUGUACAUAAUUUAUAUCA
Labrus bergylta (ballan wrasse) is the source of this 4788-nucleotide messenger RNA. RefSeq names its product homeobox protein engrailed-1-B-like. The record is from RefSeq and is a predicted model, not a curated record. Gene Ontology annotation, molecular function: DNA-binding transcription factor activity, RNA polymerase II-specific; RNA polymerase II cis-regulatory region sequence-specific DNA binding. Gene Ontology annotation, biological process: regulation of transcription by RNA polymerase II; multicellular organism development; neuron differentiation. NCBI's taxonomy places the organism in Eukaryota, Metazoa, Chordata, Actinopteri, Labriformes, Labridae. Gene Ontology annotation, cellular component: nucleus.